AUGCCUUCACAGUCUAAGGAACAAAAAGAACUAAUGCUAAAAGAAAAGGCAGAAAUAGGACGGUCUACGUGGCGUCUACUGCAUGGAAUUGCAAGAAGAUAUCCAGACAGCCCAACGCGACAAGAGAAGCAGGCAGUUCAUGAUCUUCUGGGGUCUUUGCAUAUUAUCUACCCGUGUAAGCCCUGCGCAUCAGCAUUUUCUCUGUUUAAAAACAGUCCUAUACUAGAUACCACAAGUAGAUCCUCCCUUAUAUUUUCAAUGUGCACAUUUCAUAACUUUGUGAAUAUUAAACUUGGCAAGCCAUUGACUGACUGCUCUGUAUACACUGCUGCACAGCUGAGCCCACUUGCCAGAAGUUCGCCUCCUGGGAUAAUUAAAAGGCUACACGAUGCAGCACUUUCAAUCAUACAAAAUAUUAAAAUGUCUUAUAGAUAA
Messenger RNA from Nematocida ausubeli, 435 nucleotides. RefSeq lists its product as uncharacterized. The coding region runs from base 1 to 435 and encodes 144 amino acids. Gene Ontology annotation, molecular function: flavin-dependent sulfhydryl oxidase activity; flavin adenine dinucleotide binding. Gene Ontology annotation, cellular component: mitochondrion. Lineage: Eukaryota; Fungi; Microsporidia. The record is from RefSeq and is a predicted model, not a curated record. The transcript has a single exon.